GGGCCCGGCCCGGCUGUCACUCAGGACGGGUGUGAAUGCGGCUGCAGCGGGCGGGCUGCGGGCAGCGGACAGAGGCGGCGGGGCAGCCGGGCACCAUGCAGCCGGCAGCGGGCAGGCUGCCCCUCACCACCACCCUCACCAUCACCAUCACCAUCUGUAUCUGCAUGGCGUCGCCGGGGCUCGGGCAGGAAAACGGCACGGCGGACUGGAACAGCACCGAGGGAUACGGCAGCGCCAGCGGCAGCAGCACCGGCACUAGCAGCAGCAGCACCGAUGCCCAGCUGCUGCCCACGGCCACUGCCAGCACCACUGCCAAUGCUACAGCUGUGAUACCCACCACCGCCAGCGCUGCCCCCAACACCGGCUCGACUGCCGAGCCCGUGCAAGCGCUCCGGUGUAACUGCAGCGUGGUGGGGAGCGUCAAUGAAACGACAUGCAACGCGUCGUCGGGACAGUGCGAGUGUCUCGCCGGGUACUCUGGCCUGCGGUGCGGUGACUGUGCAGAGGAGUUUUACCACGAUGGCACCAGUGGACUGUGCACCGCGUGCGAAUGCCACGACCUAGGAGCAACAAGCGCCCAGUGUACCAGCACUGGAAGAUGCAGCUGCAAACCAGGGGUGACCGGCCUCAAAUGUAGCAGUUGUCAGGUCCUGCAUUAUGAGCUCAGUGAAACUGGAUGCCGUCCCUGCCAGUGUAACGGCCUGGCCCUGGCCUGCGACCAACAGACAGGGUUCUGCUGGAACUGCACUGGAAACACGAAGGGACAUCACUGCGAGAAUUGCACGGAGACUUUUUACAGGAAACCCCAGGUUGGCUUGACAGCUGAGUGUGAGCGCUGCCCUUGCUCAGUGGUGACAUCUAGUGGAAGCUGCCACUUAGUGCUGGGCGAGGCGGUGUGUGACGGGUGCCUGCUGGGCUACUUUGGGACGCACUGCGAUGAGUGUGCGGACGGCUACCACAACUCGGACAGCAUCUGCGUGCGCUGCCACUGCAGCGGCAACAGUGACCCGCAGAGCAAACUGCCCAUCUGCGACUCCGAAUCGGGCCGCUGCCUCAGCUGCAGCGCCAACACCACCGGCUUCAACUGCGACCAGUGCGCCGAGGGUUACCGCGGCGACGCAGCGGCACACAACUGCAGCCUGGAGUUAACCACAGUGCUUCCCACGAGCUCCACGGAGACGGGUAGCAGCACCAGCCCGCCGGUCACCGCGGUGACAAACAGCAGCGAGCAGCCGGUACAGCUGACGGCACAGAGCACGGUCCAGAGCCGAGAGAGCACGGCAGCCCCGGCAGCCCCGGAAAUCUCCUGGACCCGCUUCAACAUCGUGGUGCUGGUGGUCAUCAUUGCCGUGGUGGUCCUCCUCAUGGGCUUCGUGGCGGGCGUCUACGUUUACCGCGAGUACCGCAACCGAAAGCUCAACGCCCCCUUCUGGACCAUCGAGCUGAAGGAAGACAACAUCAGUUUCAGCAGUUACCACGACAGCAUCCCCAACGCCGACGUGUCGGGCCUGCUGGAGGACGACGGCAACGAGGUGGUCCCCAACGGACAGCUGACUCUCUCGGCCCCCAUCACCUCCUCCUACAAGAUAUAAAGCCAAGUUACGCGGGCCACGACAAGUGUGUAGGACCGGAGGGCGGACUGACUGCACCCCGUUGGUAUAUUGCACCAGCCGCGCGCUCUGUGACAUGAGAGCAGUGCAGAGAUGGUGCGAGGCUUCACCGAGCUGAAUGACGCCCCCACCCCACCCCCACCCCAGACGGAAGCCCGCAGCAAAUGAAUGGGGUCCUGCUUACACCAUUCACUGGUGUAAAAACACCCCCAAAAAUGAGUUUCUAUUUUUGUACAAAGCUAAGAUUCAAUGAUGUCCAGGUUCAAGCCGUCUCCCAGUGCGGAGAUGAGGGACCAUUAAUCAAUGGACAUCCCCUUCCCAGGACAGCAAGCAGGUCUCGGGCAUUGCAAUGCAACUGGAAAGACUUCAAAUUCCUGUAAGGAAAUAAUUUUAUAAAGACUAUGACUGGAAUGUACAUUGAGGGCAAAGAUUUCACAAGAUGAGAAGCUCUUGUAUUUUUUGUUUGUUUGUAAACUACAGACAGUUUCUAAUGAUUGCUGAGGGGAAAAUGGCAAUAAUCGUGUUUACGGCCGAUGUGCUUCCAGUAUUGAAUGCAUUGGGUCACGCAAGUGUGGUCCAGCCUCCUGCCCCACUCACAGUGAACGUGGGAAGGAACUGCAGAUGCUGGUUUGCACCGAAGAUAGACACAAGGUGCUGGAGUAACGCAGCGGGUCAGGCAGCAUCUCUGGAGGCAAAGGAUGGGUGAUGUUUCGGGCCGGGGCCCUUCAUCAGUGUCUUAUCUCCGGGAGAGGAGGAGCUAUUGCUGAAUCCCAAGGCUAAUGCUGAAUGAAUGGACGCUUUUAACAGGCUCACACCUGGUGAGGCCAGCUAUCCAACUAACAGUAGAUUCCUUAGCAAGAGCUAAGAUCCAGGAAUGCCGAUUAUAAACAGAAGCCUUAAAAAGUCCCCCUAACACGAGAGUUGUAAGCACAGAUAGGGCCACAAAAUACUUUGGUGCAAUUGAAUUUGCUGCAAAGAAACCUACAAGCUAGUCUCCUGAACAGUUUCUUUGAGUUAACAUAUGAAGAAGACCUUUCUCAAGCAGCAGCACACUGUUCAAAUACUCAUGUCACAUUCAGUCCCAUUCCCUAUCACUAGCCCCUGCGCCAGUCGUAAAUCAAAGGUGGAACACGUGCAGGAAAGAACUGGAGAUGUUGGUUUAAAGCGAAGAUAGACACAAAAUGCUGGACUAACUCAGCGGGACAGGCAGCAUCUCUGGAGAGAAGGAACGGGUGACGUUUUGGGGUCGAGGCCCUUCCUCAGACGAAGGUGGAACACGGUCUGGGUGUGAGUAUUCACGCUGCAGCCCGUUUCCUAUCAGUCUGCCGGCACAAAAUGAAGGGAGUAUUCUCCCGACCGAGCCUCGGCGGGAAGAAGUGAUGGAGCGGAGAUGCUCUGUCCUGAGGUUGUGCACAAGGAGAAUGUGGUCAAAGGCCCCGUGUGGGCAGCGCUAACCCACGGCCCUGCCCCUCUAAGACUAUGUUGUAGGCCCCUCACUAUCUGCACAGGUUCACGGGUACCCACAGCAUUGAGGUGACUGUCGCGGCCAACAGAACGUUUAGCGAUUCCAAUUUCCCACCUUUCGUUUGGUGUUCCCUUGGGAACCGACACCUCCGGUUUGUUUGCUUCCUCCUCUCUGCUGAGGCCCGGAGGUCUGGCCACCUCUCACUGCUGACGUUGGAGCCCACGUUUUCCGUCGGAUGCCCCGCGCACGUGAAGAGCGAUAGGUCCCGUCAGUGGGUGAGCACGGACCAUUCACUGUGGUAACGAUGUCAUCGGUGGUCUUCUCAAUGGCUGGCGUUGACAUUGUCUGGUGGUUUCUGCCCAUGCUCUUUAAAGAUGCGUUCUCCCCAGAGCUGGUUUAGAUCCGGUGGUUUUGGCCAUGUCCACUUGUAAUCCUUACACUGCAGAUAUGGCCCAGCUGGUAGAGCCCCUGCCUCACAGCACCAGAGUCCCUGGGUUCAAUCCUGACCUCUGGUUGUGUCCGUGUCAUGUUUUCCAUGUUCCCCGGUUUCCUCCUACCACCCAAUGACAUGUUGGCUAAUUGACCUCAAUAAGUUGCUCCUAAUAUGUAGGAAGUAGAUAUGAGAGUGGUAUAUCAUAGAGCACGCGCAGUGGGUGACCGGUGGUUGGCGUGGUCUCGAAGGGUCUCUUUCCUUGAUGUUUCAAUCAGUUCAUUCAAUGAAUGUUUCCGUUGAGCUUUCAGAACCCACAGGGUGAUCGCCAGGUGGUUUCCUGCCCCACACAACCUGGCCUCAGAAGUUAGAGGCAUCACAGCUUCCUCACAUUGUGGCUGGAUUUUUUUCCACCCCUCUCUCCACCACCACCAGCCUUCAGGGGCGUUAGGCUCUCAGGGUAACGUCCCUCGGCUCCCCUCCCCGCACGGUGCCUCCACACGCACCUCUUCUGAUCACCGCGCCCCACACAGGCCACGCCACCCAGCGGGUGCCCGUACACACCUCCACCACAUGCCCAGCCCCACGUGAGACUGCUCGCCCCGUAACGUUGUUCCCUUCAGGUCAUUCUCCAGUCCCCAUCAACUCUGUUCCCAACAACCACUCAAGCACAGACACUCACUCACCAAAUAAAUCUCCUCGUUCUCCCCUCACUCCAGGUGCCACUGGGAACGGUUUCAUGUUCAGAAGUUCGAGGAACAAAAUUAGGCCAUUCGGCCCAUCAAGUCUACUCCGCCAUUCAAUCAUGGCUGAUCUAUCUUUUCCUCUCAACCCCAUUCUCUUGCCUUCUCCAUAAUUAAAACUCUCCCAGACUUUAAAAACCCUCAUUAAAUCCCUCCAUCCUUCUCUCCUGUGACUGGAAGAAAGCCAUUCUCUCCAAUCUCACCACAGGAUGAGGCAGCACGCUGUUGGUAUUUCAGAAACAACAAGCAGGCAAAUCUCCGUCUUACAAACCCUCCUUGAGGUUAGACUCGGCCUUCUCUGCCAUCUCCCCAUCCCAGUGAAACGGACCAACCUUCAGCCUUCUGUCUCCCACAGACCUCUGCUUCAGUUGGCCAAUGGUGCCGAUGUGAAUGGAGGUGAAGAACAUGAAGGACAUUCAGGCUACUCGGAUCUCUGGCACCCUCGCUCCCUUGGAGUGGAAGGACCAACCUGCAUUUCUAUAGCACCUUUCACAUCUCCAGGGCAGCCCAACGCCCAUUAAAACACCAAAAGUAUUUUUUUUUAAAGUGUGGUCAGUGUUAGAAAAGAAGAUGGACACAAAGUGCUGGAGUAACUCGGCAGGUCAGGCAGCAGCUCUGCAGAAAAGGAAUAGGUGACAUUUCUGAUCGGAACCCUUAUUCAGACUCAAUUCUUCAGAUUCAGGGUCUGAGGAAGGGUUCCGACCCGAAACGUCACCUAUCCAUUUUCUCCAGAGUUGCUGCCUGACCCGCUGAGUUCUGCGGUUUCUUCCUCAACAUUUAGAAAAUGCGAUGUUGAGGUUGGAGAGGGAACAUUGAUAUGGAACUGGAGAAACUCAGCGGGUGCAGCAGCAUCUAUGGAGCGAAGGAAAUAGGCAACGUUUCG
This is a messenger RNA of Leucoraja erinaceus (little skate), 5131 nucleotides long. Its product is annotated as multiple epidermal growth factor-like domains protein 9. Gene Ontology annotation, biological process: axon guidance. NCBI's taxonomy places the organism in Eukaryota, Metazoa, Chordata, Chondrichthyes, Rajiformes, Rajidae. Gene Ontology annotation, cellular component: basement membrane. Gene Ontology annotation, molecular function: extracellular matrix structural constituent. The transcript is spliced from 6 exons. The coding region runs from base 36 to 1592 and encodes 518 amino acids. The record is from RefSeq and is a predicted model, not a curated record.